AUGCAACUCCCUGAAUUUACCACAUCUUUCUUAUCAGUACAUAACCAACACUUACCCCACACACACACACAUAUAUACAAGAUCGAGAUAGUCAUGACAAGCACGCUUAAUAACGAAGAAAGACCCAUUUGGCAGGAUGAUUUUGAAGUAAGCCAAUGUUUCAUAUGUAAUAAGCCAUACAAUAUGUUUUUGAAUAGAAGACAUCAUUGUAGAAAAUGUGGCAAAGUGGUUUGUGGGGAUUGUUCCCAACGAUUCAUUACUUAUUUCCCAAAUACUCCUAUAGUAAAUGGUCCAGAUAUAAUUAUUCCUCAAUUUUCAAAUAAUAAUACAACUUAUAGAACAUGUGAUAGAUGUGCUGAUGAAACAAUAAUGAUACGACAAGCUUUAUUUAAUGGUAAUAAUUAUCCGAUUGCUGGUAACAAUAACUCUGGAGGAGUAGUGGGAUCAUCUACUGCUUCAAGUGUCGUUGAAGAUAAUAAUAGUAUUACUAAACAUGCAAAUAUUCAUCAACAUACAAGAAAUUUACAUAAUUCAACACCUUCAUUACGACAUCAACUUCAAGAUCAAUCAUCUGAUUUAAACUUAUGUCCUGUAUGUGCUACGGAUUUAUUAAAAUUAUAUAUUGAAAAUAUUCAUUCUCAUACUAAUGAUAAGGACUACUUAUCGAAUAUAUCAAAUGAGAAUUUUGAAGAUUUUAAAGAACAUCAUAUUAAUGAUUGUUUAAUUAAUUUUGAUUUUGAUACUAAAAAUUCAAAUAGAUUUUCACCAGAUAAUCUGAAAACUUUGAAAAAUAAAAUGUUGGUUUAUAAUAUUCCUCCUAUACCAAAACCAACUUAUGAGAAUAUAAAUUCUGGAAUUGAUGAAGAUGAUGGAGAAUGCUCAUCUUCAGCACCAAAAGAGAAAAUCAAAGAAAGUGAUUAUGAUGAUGACGAUGAAAAUGAAUGUGUGAUUUGUUUAGAAAGUUUAAAACCUGGUGAUAAAGUUGGUCGUUUGGAAUGUUUAUGUGUUUUCCAUUAUAAAUGUAUUAAAGAUUGGUUUAACAAGAAAGGUUAUGGUGAAUGUCCUGUUCAUUUCUUACACAAAUAA
Messenger RNA from Candida tropicalis MYA-3404, 1086 nucleotides. RefSeq names its product phosphatidylinositol-3-phosphate-binding ubiquitin-protein ligase. NCBI's taxonomy places the organism in Eukaryota, Fungi, Ascomycota, Pichiomycetes, Serinales, Debaryomycetaceae. The record is from RefSeq and is a predicted model, not a curated record. Gene Ontology annotation, molecular function: metal ion binding. Bases 1 to 1086 code for a protein of 361 amino acids. The transcript has a single exon.